Messenger RNA from Drosophila guanche, 1279 nucleotides. It is a transcript of the gene zuc, whose product is annotated as mitochondrial cardiolipin hydrolase. Gene Ontology annotation, biological process: piRNA processing. Gene Ontology annotation, molecular function: RNA endonuclease activity producing 5'-phosphomonoesters, hydrolytic mechanism. Gene Ontology annotation, cellular component: mitochondrion. Lineage: Eukaryota; Metazoa; Arthropoda; Insecta; Diptera; Drosophilidae. The coding region runs from base 306 to 1064 and encodes 252 amino acids. The transcript has a single exon. The record is from RefSeq and is a predicted model, not a curated record.
CUCGGACAGCACUCAAAUGCCUAAAACCUAUUUGGGAUAUGGAAUCAGAUCGGUUGUCAGUAGCUGCUCAGUUUCUGCGGCUGUAUUCAAGUUGUUCACAUAUUAAAAUAGACAACCAUGUUCAGGUCACACACCUUGCAGUUUUUCAUCACUAUCCCCGUAUUUUGGAGUAUUUUCGCAAUUUUAGUAUUUUAAUGCACCAAUGUAACCUCAAGAACUAGACCCGGAAUGUUUUCAAAAAAUCUACGACGCACCCUCAUAACCCACCUCCGAUUCACUAACAGGAAGCAAAAACAAAUUAAAUAAUGGAACUCGUUGAAAUGUUUGAUCUGGUAAGGAGUCAUCCCAUCCUGGCCACCGUCACCAUGUUUGCCGGCACCGCCUUAGCCUCGGAGCUACUAUGGAAAGCAAUCCAAUACGCGCGAAGGCACACGCGACGCCGCCGUGUCCACGAGGUUCUCUUCUUCAACGAACUGGGGGAAGUUUGUUUAGACCAUCAUCGUGGCAAGUCCUUCACAAAUACAAAUGAUUGCCGUAACUCUCACUGCAGCUUGAGGAGCUUGGAGAAGAUUGCUGUGCUUAUGGAUGAGGCUCAAUACUCCAUUGAUAUAGCCAUUUACACAUUUACUUCGAACACUUUAUGGUUGGCCCUGAAGCGAGCGCUGCAGCGAGGAGUAUCCAUUCGUGUGAUCAGCGAUCGCGAAAUGGUUUAUUGUAACAGCUCGAAGAUACAGGAGAUGGCUGCCUUCGGUGUACCUGUGCGCGGACCAUUCAAAACCAAUCUCAUAAUGCACCAUAAGUUCUGUGUGAUUGAUGGCCUGGCUCGGGUGCAAGAGAUUCUGCAAGUGAAGCAACGAAAGUGGCCGAGACCAUACGAAAGUGUGCUGAUAAGCGGCUCCGUUAACUGGACAAACACGGGAUUCGGUGCUAACUACGAGAACUGCACAAUUAGCUCAGACGAGAUUUUGACUCGUCAAUACCAGGAGGAGUUCAAUCGUAUGUGGAAGUUCUUUGCGGACACGGCAGAAAAGUUCCUCAAAAGCUGCGUAGAGAAGAGCGAAUAAGCAGUGCUAAGCACGCAUACAGACAACAAGCAAAACGGCACAUUGCAAUGCAUUGGUAUUGGUACGAAUCACUGUAAUGCAAGUGUUGGUGAACGGCAGAGCAUUUUUUUCUUUUCUUUAACUGAUAUCUGACAAUUAUCAAAUGUUCCUUAUAAUUCGUAUAGAUCCUACUUUAAGUUUAACAAUUACAAAGACUACAAUGAAUUUUUAAACUA